CUCAUCAGGUCUAAUGUACUGUUGCUAUAUGUGUGGUCUCCUUAAACAUGGCCGCCGAAUAUAGUUUGUUUUUGAUUUUUCCAGCCGAAUGACUUUUCCUCUGUAGUGUACGCGGUCACACAGCCCUUGCAGCCGGGCACAUGUACAGGAGAAACCCCUACAGGGUAAUGUCAGGUGAGAGGGGAGGCAGAGGCUGCAAGCGUCGGUGACCUGUGACCCUGAGCCAUCCAUACAGCAGUCCCUGUCCUGCAUGAGCCAUGUAUGCACCGAGGAAGCUGGCUGCCGCUUUACUGGGCCUAUGUCCUUGGCGUCACUGCCACCGUAGGCGCCUGGCGGUAGCUGCCGGGAUAAGUGUGCGUGAAGCGCUUGGGAAAGUGGACGGAGACACAAAAAACAUCAAAGUUCAGGGAUGGGUCCGCUCCGUCCGGGCGCAGAAGGAAGUGUUAUUCCUCCACGUGAAUGACGGAUCUUCCCUGGAAAGCCUCCAGAUUGUGGCUGAGCCCAGUCUUAGAAACCGCGCUAUCAGCUUUGGGAGUUCGGUGGAAGUGCACGGGACGCUGGUGAAUAGCGCCGGUAAGAAGCAGAAGGUGGAGCUGAGAGCUGAUGAGAUUCGGGUGAUUGGAGAAUGUGACACAACAGACUUUCCCUUUAAGAUAAAGGAGCACCACCCCCCAGAAUACCUCCGCCAGUUCCCCCACCUCCGCUGCAGGACAAACACCUUUGGCUCCUUACUCAGAAUCCGCAGUGAAGCCACAGCCGCCAUCCAGGAUUAUUUCAGGAGCAAUGGAUACGUUCACAUCCACACCCCCGUAAUUACAUCUAAUGACUGCGAGGGAGCAGGAGAGCUCUUCCAGGUGGAGGCUACAAACAGAGUACCUGCGCCCGGGGACGACGCAGGAUUUUUUGGGGUGCCUGCAUUCCUCACCGUGUCUGGUCAGCUGCACUUGGAAGUUAUGUCAGGAGGGCUGGCCAGGGUGUUCACAUUCGGUCCUACAUUCCGAGCUGAGAAUUCACAAAGUCGGCGACAUCUGGCUGAGUUUUACAUGGUGGAGGCGGAAAUCUCUUUUACAGAAAGCUUGGAGGACAUCAUGCAGGUAAUGGAGAAUCUAUUUAAAAGCACAACCACGUCGUUACUUUCCAAGUGCCCUGAAGAUAUGAACCUCUUCUUUAAAUAUGUAUCUCCGGGACAGGAAGGCCGAUUGGAUCGACUGAUAAAGAAUAAGUUUAUUGUAAUGUCUUAUACAGAAGCUCUGGACAUUCUGCAGAGAUGUGGCCAUUCCUUCCAGCACAGGACAGAGUGGGGAUGUGAUCUGCAGACGGAACACGAGAAAUACCUGGUCAGACAUUGUGGGGAUGUUCCUGUGUUCGUCACCGACUACCCGUAUGACCUGAAGCCAUUUUACAUGCGGGACAACGAGGAUGGACCUCAGCACACGGUGGCUGCUGUGGACUUGCUCGUUCCUGGGAUUGGAGAACUGUUUGGAGGGAGCUUGAGAGAAGAGAGACAUCACAUCCUGCAGUCACGUCUGAAAACGCUGGGGCUGGAUCACACAUACCAGUGGUAUCUAGAUUUACGCAAAUACGGGACUGUUCCGCACGGCGGUUUCGGCAUGGGAUUCGAGCGCUUCCUGCAAUGCAUUCUGGGAGUGGACAACAUCAAGGAUGUCAUCCCAUUUCCGCGAUUUCCCUAUUCUUGUCUGUUAUGAGACUGCUCCCCGGACACUGGGAUGUGAUAGCGCUGUAAUGAGAUGUGAUCAUUGCAGCACUGACGGCCUGUCAGCCGCACAAACGUCUCAGUGUAAAUGUUAUUGCUGCAGUGGGGCCGGUCGCCCAGGAGGGACGGAACUGGAGCGCACUUAAAGAGGCGUUAUAAUAAAAUCUACAUUUCUUUUAAAAACA
This is a messenger RNA of Pseudophryne corroboree (corroboree frog), 1899 nucleotides long. It is a transcript of the gene NARS2, whose product is annotated as asparaginyl-tRNA synthetase 2, mitochondrial. The record is from RefSeq and is a predicted model, not a curated record. Gene Ontology annotation, cellular component: mitochondrion. Gene Ontology annotation, biological process: asparaginyl-tRNA aminoacylation. Bases 258 to 1706 code for a protein of 482 amino acids. Gene Ontology annotation, molecular function: nucleic acid binding; asparagine-tRNA ligase activity; ATP binding. The transcript has 15 exons. NCBI's taxonomy places the organism in Eukaryota, Metazoa, Chordata, Amphibia, Anura, Myobatrachidae.